AUGAGAUCACUUGAACUCAAAAUUAAAUCUGAAACUGAUUAUCUGCAUGCUAAAGUGAAUGAGCUGGAGGAUAGGAGCAGACAGAACAACAUCGGAGUCAAGGUGAUCCCUGACUCUAUCCAGCCAAAGGAAUUGGAGGAAUAUUUAAAGGCUAAAAUGCGGUCAGUUUGCCCCAACCUGAGUGACAAAGACUUGAAAAUUGAUCGCAUACACAGACUCCUCAAGCCCAAUUCUGCUCCGCAAGAUGCUCCAAAGGAUAGAAUAGCGAGGAUCCACUUCUUCACAGUUAAAGAGGAUUUCCUGUUGGCAUUGAGAACAUCUGACCUUCCAAACGAAUACAAGCAUAUUAAAGUCUUCCAGGAUAUUUCCCCUAUAACUAUGCAACGCAGAAGAGAAUUCAGCCCAUUUACAGCUGAGUUGCACAAACUGAACAUCAGGAACCAUUGGGGGUUUCCUGUAAAAGUAUUGUUUGGUCUGGAUGGACAGCAAUAUAUCAUAACUAUACCUGAAGAAGGCAUGGAGGUUAUUCACACUUUAAGAGGCUUUGAUCCUGUAAUCCCAGCACAUAGAUCUCCAUUAACUCCUCCACUCCCCAGGAAGAUAAAACGAAGAGAAGCGUUGUCUCACCGCUGA
Messenger RNA from Pelobates cultripes (western spadefoot toad), 633 nucleotides. Lineage: Eukaryota; Metazoa; Chordata; Amphibia; Anura; Pelobatidae. The record is from the annotation of a GenBank genome assembly.